AUGGAACUUCCCACAAUUAUCAAAGGAGUUUGCUUCUUCCUUCAAACAAGUACUGGUAUUCUGGGCAAUAUAAUAAUCCUUAUGUGCUAUGCACACAUUGCCUUCAAUGAACGGAAAUUGAUGCCCAUUGACAACAUUACAUCCCACCUUGCUUUUGUUAACAUGAUAGUGCUACUUACAAGUGGAAUUCCACAGACGAUGACUUCUUUUGGAUUACAGAAUAUUUUAAACCACCAUGGCUGUGUCUUUGUCAUUUUUGUCUAUGCAACUGUAAGAGCUCUUUCAGUGUGUGUCACUUGCCUUUUAAGCUUGUUUCAGUCUGUUACCAUUGCCCCAUCAACCUGCAGUUGGGCCUGCCUCAAAAUUAAAAUCCCACAAUACCUUAUGCCAUGUUCAUUCAUACUCUGGGUGGCAAAUAUGGUUAUGUGUUGUGGCCUGCUCUUCUAUACCACUGUGCCUCAAAAUGGAACAGUUCCAAAAUAUACAAUCAGUACAGGGUACUGCUAUUUAAAGUUUCCUGAUGAGGUUGUAUAUAAAUUCUAUGGGGCUCUGUAUACAGGGCGAGAUGCUACAAUUGUGUGUGUGAUGGUUAUGGCAAGUGCUUAUAUUUUAUUGACACUGUAUAGACAUAACAGACAAGUUAAGAGCAUAAGAAGCUCAAGCCCAAGUAAAAAAUCUACAGCAGAGGUGAAAGCUGCUGAAAUUGUCAUAUGUUUAGUAAUACUUUAUGUCAUGUUUUAUGGGAUUGAUAACAUAAUUUGGAUAUACAUGUUAAUUAAAACAUCUGCAUCUUCUGAAGUUGAAUAUUUAAGAGCAUUCUUUUCUUCUAGCUAUGCAUCUCUAAGUCCUUUUCUAAUUAUUAGUUUUAAUAAGAAGAUUCAGAAGAACCUUUGCAUUAAAACUAGAAGGGUAGAACACUCAAGAAUAUAUUUGAAGGUGACAAGCUUUCUGACAGAUCUAAGGAUCACCUGGCAGCUAUCCACAAAAAGUGUAGCACUAAUGCACUAG
Molecule: messenger RNA, 1008 nt
Organism: Protopterus annectens (West African lungfish)
Lineage: Eukaryota; Metazoa; Chordata; Ceratodontiformes; Protopteridae
Product: olfactory receptor class A-like protein 1
Exons: 3
Coding region: 1-1008 (335 amino acids)
Biological process (GO): G protein-coupled receptor signaling pathway
Cellular component (GO): membrane
Molecular function (GO): pheromone receptor activity
Source: RefSeq, a predicted model, not a curated record